AUGGAGGCCGAGAGCGGGACCCCGUGGGCCCUGGGGCUGCUGCGCACCUUCGAAGCGGGCGAGUUCGCGGGCUGGGAGAAGGUCGGCUCCGGCGGCUUCGGGCAGGUGUACAAGGUUCGCCACGUCCACUGGAAGACAUGGCUGGCCAUCAAGUGUUCGCCGAGCCUGCACGUCGACGACAGGGAGCGCAUGGAACUCUUGGAAGAAGCCAAGAAGAUGGAAAUGGCCAAGUUCCGUUACAUUUUGCCGGUAUAUGGAAUAUGCCAAGAACCUGUUGGCCUGGUCAUGGAGUACAUGGAGACAGGCUCCCUGGAAAAAUUACUGGCCGCAGAGCCACUGCCAUGGGAGCUGCGCUUCCGAAUCAUCCAUGAGACCGCAGUGGGCAUGAACUUCCUCCACUGCAUGUCCCCGCCGCUCCUCCACCUGGACCUCAAGCCCGCCAACAUCCUGCUGGACGCUCACUACCACGUCAAGAUUUCUGACUUUGGGCUUGCAAAGUGCAAUGGGCUGUCGCACUCGCACGACCUCAGCAUGGACGGGCUAUUUGGCACCAUCGCUUACCUCCCCCCAGAGCGCAUCCGUGAGAAGAGCCGGCUCUUUGACACCAAACACGACGUGUACAGCUUUGCCAUUGUCCUCUGGGGGGUGCUGACACAGAAGAAGCCCUUUGCAGAUGAGAAGAACAUUCUGCACAUCAUGGUGAAGGUGGUGAAGGGUCACCGCCCAGAGCUGCCACCGGUCUGCAGACCUCGGCCCCGCGCCUGCAGCAACUUGAUCCGCCUCAUGCAGCGGUGCUGGCAGGACGAUCCACGUGCACGGCCCACCUUCCAAGAAAUUACUUCUGAGACUGAGGAUCUGUGUGAAAAGCCUGAUGAUGAAGUGAAAGAAACAACUCAAGAACUAGAUGUAAAAAGGCGCCCAGAGACAAAGAGCGAGGCAGUGCCCGCGUCCACACCCCUCAAGCGGGCCUCCGCCCCAACGUUUGAUAAUGACUAUAGUCUUUCGGAGUUGCUGUCGCAGCUGGACUCCGGAAUUUCCCAGACCAUCGAGGGCCCAGAGGAGCUCAGCCGCAGCUCCUCGGAAUCCAAACUCCCCUCGUCAAGCAGCGGCAAAAGGCUCUCGGGAGUCUCUUCAGUUGAUUCAGCCUUCUCAUCCAGAGGGUCACUGUCCUUGUCUUUCGAGCGUGAGCCUUCAACUGGCGAUCUCAGCACAACAGACAUUCAGAAGAAGAAGCUGGUGGACGCCAUUGUUUGUGGGGACACCAGCCGGCUGAUGAAGAUCCUUCAGCCCCAGGAUGUAGACCUGGUCCUGGAGGGCAGUGCCACUCUCCUGCACCUGGCUGUGGAGGCCGGCCAGGAGGAGUGUGUCAAGUGGCUUCUGCUCAACAACGCCAACCCCAACCUGACCAACCGGAAGGGCUCCACACCCCUGCACCUGGCCGUCGAGCGCAAGGUGCGUGGUGUCGUGGAGCUGCUGCUGGCCCGCAAGAUCAGCGUCAAUGCCAAGGACGAGGACCAGUGGACGGCACUGCACUUCGCAGCUCAAAAUGGGGAUGAGACCAGCACGCGGCUGCUGCUGGAGAAGAAUGCCUCUGUUGAUGAGGCCGACUGUGAGGGCCGCACGCCCGUACACGUGGCCUGCCAGCAUGGCCAGGAGACCAUUGUGCGCAUCCUUUUGCGUCGGGGUGUGGAUGCUGGCUUGCAGGGGAAGGACGCCUGGGUCCCACUGCACUACGCUGCCUGGCAGGGUCACCUGGCCAUUGUUAAGCUGCUGGCCAAGCAGCCAGGUGUAAGUGUGAAUGCACAGACGCUGGACGGGAGGACACCACUGCACUUGGCUGCCCAACGAGGGCACUACCGUGUGGCCCGAAUCCUCAUCGACCUGCAUUCUGAUGUCAACAUCUGCAACCAGCUGUCACAGACACCCCUGCAUGUGGCUGCAGAGACAGGCCACACGAGCACCUCGAGGUUGCUCUUGCACCAUGGUGCAGAGAAGGAGGCACUGACCACGGAGGGCUACACAGCCCUACACCUGGCUGCCCGGAAUGGACACCUGGCCACCGUGAAGCUGCUGGUGGAGGAGAAGGCUGAUGUGCUAGCCUGUGGGCCACUGAGCCAGACCGCCCUCCACCUGGCUGCCACCCACGGACACUCAGAGGUGGUGGAGGAGCUGGUCAAUGCUGACAACAUCAACCUGUCUGAUGACCGGGGCCUCAGCGCGCUGCACCUGGCCGCGCAGGGCAGGCACGCAAAGACAGUGGAGGUGCUUCUCAAACACGGGGCCCACAUCAAUCUACAGAGCCUCAAGUUCCAGAGUAGUCAGCACCUGGGCGGGUCACCUGCCCAGAACCCCAUGUCCACCCUCCUCCGAAGAAGUAAGACCUAG
Messenger RNA from Elephantulus edwardii (Cape elephant shrew), 2385 nucleotides. RefSeq names its product receptor-interacting serine-threonine kinase 4 (gene RIPK4). Gene Ontology annotation, molecular function: protein binding; protein kinase activity; ATP binding. Gene Ontology annotation, biological process: protein phosphorylation. Lineage: Eukaryota; Metazoa; Chordata; Mammalia; Macroscelidea; Macroscelididae. Bases 1 to 2385 code for a protein of 794 amino acids. The transcript is spliced from 8 exons. The record is from RefSeq and is a predicted model, not a curated record.